Scleropages formosus (Asian bonytongue) is the source of this 5234-nucleotide messenger RNA. RefSeq names its product calsyntenin-1-like. Gene Ontology annotation, biological process: positive regulation of synapse assembly; positive regulation of synaptic transmission; homophilic cell-cell adhesion. Gene Ontology annotation, cellular component: postsynaptic membrane; cell surface. Lineage: Eukaryota; Metazoa; Chordata; Actinopteri; Osteoglossiformes; Osteoglossidae. Bases 1 to 2934 code for a protein of 977 amino acids. Gene Ontology annotation, molecular function: calcium ion binding. The transcript is spliced from 19 exons. The record is from RefSeq and is a predicted model, not a curated record.
AUGGUUCCUCGGCGAUGCAAAGUGCCCGCUUUUGUAGCUGGGCUGCUCUUCGGGCUCCUCUUGUGGGCAGCGGAAGCAGCUCGGGUUAACAAGCAUAAACCUUGGAUUGAGAUGACAUAUCAUGGUAUUGUGACGGAAAAUGACGAUGAAGUGCUUCUGGAUCCUCCGUUGAUAGCACUGGACAAAGAUGCCCCGCUGCAGUAUGCAGAGAGUUUUGAGGUGACGGUAACCAAAGAAGGUGAGAUUUGUGGCUUCAAGAUUCAUGGGCAGGAUGUCCCCUUUGAGGCAGUGUUGCUGGACAAGUCCACAGGGGAAGGGGUGAUUCGGGCCAAAGAGAAGCUGGACUGCGAGCUGCAGAAGGAGCACACUUUUACCAUCCAGGCUUAUGACUGUGGGGAAGGGCCCAAUGGGACCAACCUGAAGAAGUCUCACAAGGCUACUGUCCACAUUCAAGUGAAUGAUGUGAAUGAAUAUUCACCAGUGUUCAAGGAGGCAUCAUACAAGGGCACAGUUGUCGAGGGUAAAAAGUACAACAACAUUGUGAAGGUGGAUGCUGUGGAUGCAGAUUGCUCAUUCCAGUACAGCCAGAUCUGCAGCUAUGAGAUCGUAACACCCAACGUUCCCUUUGCCAUAAAUAAGGAUGGUUACAUUCAGAACACAGAGAAACUGAACCACAGUAAAGAGAACAUGUACAAGCUAAUGGUAACAGCCUACGAUUGCGGGAAGAAACGAGCCUCUGAGGACGUCUUAGUCAAGAUUAAUGUCAAUCCUGUUUGCAAACCAGGCUGGCAAGGAUGGAGUAAACGCUUGGAGUAUGAACCUGGCACAGGAAGUCUGCUGUUGUUUCCCAGCAUGCACUUGGAGACCUGUGGGGAGCCUGUUAGCUACAUUGAAGCAAACAUUCAGCUGGAAAAUAAGAAUAUAGGAAAGGGCUGCGACAGAGACACAUACUCAGAGAAGUCUCGGCACGUGCUAUGUGGCACCGGCACAGGCACUGUAGAGCUUCUGCCUGCCCCCAGCAUCUCAGCCAACUGGACCCUGGGUCUGUCCACCGAUAGCGACCAUGACAGCGACCAGGUCUUUGAGUUCAAUGGUACCCAAGCUAUAAAGAUCCCCGAAGGUGUGGUGAGCACCAGCUUGAUAGAACCAUUCACAAUCUCUCUGUGGAUGCGACACACACUGGGGUCCAAGGAGAAGGAGACCAUUCUCUGCAACUCUGACAAGACAGAAAUGAACCGCCACCAUUACUCGUUGUAUGUUCACAACUGUCACCUGGUAUUCCUGCUGCGUCAGGACCCUACUGAGACAGAAAGUCCCAAACCAGCAGAGUACCACUGGAAACUAGACCAGGUGUGUGACAAUGAGUGGCAUCACUACGUGCUAAAUAUCGACGUACCCUCUGUGGAGCUCUACGUGGAUGGAGUCACCUAUGACCCUUUCCUAGUGACCGAGGAUUACCCCCUGCAUACAUCAAACAUUGAAACGCAGCUCACAGUCGCUGCCUGCUGGCAAGACAAUUCAGGACAUGACACUGAGAAUGAGACAUUGUCUGACAAUUUGACAGGGGGUAUUUCUCGUAUGUCGGAUUACUUCAAAGGAUACUUGGCUGGCCUGAUGAUCCGUGCUGGUAAACUGGAAGAAAAGAGGGUCAUUGACUGCCUUUACACUUGCAAGGAAGGUCUGGAUUUGCAGCUACCAAAGGAAAUCGGCAGAUCCAUCAGAGCACAGUUUAACCCCAGCCAGUCUUCCCUGACCUUGAAGAGUGAUGGCACUGUGAACUUGAACGGGGCCAUGCAGCACAUCUCCUAUCUCAACUCACGGCAGUUUCCGACGCCUGGCAUACGGCAACUCCGUAUCUCCACCACCGUCAAAUGCAUCAGUGAGGACAGUUGUGUCUUCGUACCAGAUGCAGAGAUGUAUCUCAUGGUGCUACAGCCAGAGGAACCCAAGAUCAGCCUGAGUGGCAUUGACCACUUCGCACGCAGUGCUGCUGAGUUUGAAAGCGAUGAGGGUGUGACCUUAUUCCCAGAGUUGCGGAUUGUUAGCACCAUCACCCGUGAGGUGGACGUGGAGGUGGAGGCUGAAGGCACGGAUGACCCCACAGUGCAAGAGUCAAUGUUGUCAGAGGAGAUCAUGCACAACCUGGACAGGUGCGAGGUGACAGUGAUCGAUGAGGAGCUGGACAGCGAGCAUGAGAGCCUGGAGGUGGACAUGGGUCUGGUACACCAGUACAACCUCCAGAUUAGCUCCUCCACCCUAGGAAUGGUUAUCACAGGUGUCAACACAAUGGCCAGCUAUGAGCAGGUUUUACACCUGAUCCGCUACAAAAACUGGCACACUGAGGCUCUGUUUGAGAGGAAGUUUAAGCUGGUUUGUUCAGAGCUCAGCGCGAGAUAUGUGAGCAACCAUUUCAAAGUUGAGGUCAGUGUGAUUCAUACAGCCAAUCCUGCUGAGCAUGCCAAUGCCAUGGUUCAACCGCAGUUUAUAAGUCCAGUGCAGCAUGCAUCCAUGGACCUACCUGGUCACAACCUGGUCAAUGCCCACCAGGCAUCAGUGGUGCCCAGUGCUGCCACCAUUGUCAUUGUGGUGUGCGUCAGCUUCCUGGUGUUCAUGAUCAUUGUGGGUGUAUUCCGCAUCCGCUCUGCCCAUCAAAAUGCUAUGCGAGAUCAGGAGAAUUGUAAGGAGAAUGAAAUGGACUGGGAUGACUCAGCUCUCACCAUCACGGUCAACCCCAUGGAGACAUACGAGGACCAACACAGCAGCGAGGAAGACGAAGAGCAGGGUGACGAGGCAGAGGAUUGUGAGGAGGAAGAUGAGAUCACAAGUGUAGAGUCCGGAAGCAGUGAGGAUGAGGAGGGUGGCGAGCAAGAGGACCAGCAGGGUGCGAACCGACAGCAGCAGCUGGAAUGGGAUGAUUCCACGCUCACUUAUUAACACCAUACACAUGCAGCUACCACUUGACACGAUACAGAAAGAAAACAUCCAUCCAUUCAUGCAGACACGCACAUGCGCACACACAGACACGCACAAAUGCAGACACGCGCACACAAAACAGAUCCAAGGAGGUAAUUCACUUCCCUCUUACAGCUCCUUGAGUACAGAUCCAUAGUGUGGAGAGCCAUGCAAAGCAAAAUAAUAGCAUACUCGGUGUUACUUGUGGCCAGUCUUGCUACUUCAGCUGAGCCUUUAAUGACCAAGGUUACUGUCAUUGUACUAGUAGUGGCAUAAAUUAUAGUCCUAGGCUGUUAAUUUAUGUUUUAAUUGCUUUCAUUUUGUAUUCACUGUCAUUUUAGUGCAGGGUAGAAACUUCAAAUGGAAACAAGUGAUUGUCAUCCAUAAACAGCACAGUCGCUAAACAAAGCAGGCAUUUAGCUUUUUGAAUUCAUCCAUUCUGCUUGUGUUAUAUUGUGUAUGAAAAAGGAAAAGGGUUGACUUGAAACUGCAUUUUAGUUUUCUUUUUACUGCAUGAAAUUAAUGGCAAAGUCAAAACUGUAGAGAAAGAAGCAGCACUUACUAUUGUGUAAAUACAGUAAUUAAUGUGGUAGCAACAACAGAGGAACUUCUCUGAGGAACUAUGUAUGUUACAGAAUUAGACACUUCUUUCUGUCAGUCUCUUGUAAAAUGUGUGCACUGGGAAGAAUUGUAACAAAUUACUUAGGCCUCUGUGGUCUUGCAAAAGUACUCAAGUCUCUGCUGUAGUGCACCCUUGAGGUUUUUGGUUUAUUGUUCUUUAUGUGUUUUACUUAAAAUCUAGCAUUGCCUCAGUAAGGUCUACACAUUGAAUUUACCAUGCUUUAAACAUUGUCAAGACAGAAGUACAAGCACAGAAAGCUGAGCUGAUGUCAGAUAGCAAGUAGGUCCAAGUCUUAACAAGAUGGCCCAAGUUGUAGCUACCACGGUCGGAAUAGUUUUAAAUACAAGGGGACCAUUUCCGGUAACUAACACUAGAUUUUAUUGUACAUUGAAUUGUACUAUAGAGUUGUUUUGAUAUUUGUUUACAUUUGGUAAACUUUUUUUCCUUCUGAUUAUAGUAUAAAAAUUAUACAGUUAAUUGGGAAGAUGUUCUUUUUUCCUUUCAAUGUGUAUAUAUAUUAAUGGCUAUUAUUUUAGGGUCAUGAAGGUUCUCUUUGUCUCAUGUAAUGUCUAUGUAAUGCACAUAGAAUGAUGCGAGGAAGAGAAGUUGCUAACGCAUCCAAAAAGGUAUAUUUAUAUACUCAUCUAGCUUCUCUGUCCGCUAGAUGUUCUGAAAGGAUCUGAUUAAAAUCCUGCAGCCAUUUCAAGAUAAUUUCAAAUUGAGCGCCUACUAAUGAAGUCGCACAUUAGCUUUAGUGUUGAGUGUGGGUCAGCUCUCAUCUCCACUGUAACAGGAGGAAACGCAGGGAGGAUGAGGCCUGUUGACAUCGCUGGGAGUGCCUUUUGCCUGUCACAGCAAAUUCAUACAGCUUACGAAACGCUUACCUUUUGUGGAUUAGCCAUUCUACCCAUUAGCAUAAUUCCAUUUUUGGUUAACGUUGUUAACAUGCUGUAUUUGAUUCGUUCAAAAUCAGAAAGAAAUGUUUUAAUUUUCUUUAUUGCAGUUAUUUAAAAAGUGCUGGGUUUAUCAGAACAAAAUGUUCUUGUUGUCACUCCUACUUUAGGUGUUCUGUGUGAUUGUAAGAUAAUCAUGUCAUCUAUAGAUAUUGUACUUAGAUUAAAUAAUGUUUUUUGAAAUUGAUUAUUACAGGAUUUACAGUACAUUGCUAUAAUGUUGUAUGUUGCCAAUGUGGGUUAUAGAUUUACUAUUUUUUAUGGUGAUAGGUGAGUUUGAAGAGCCUUUAAAGGUCCAAAUUGCACCUCUCCACAUUGCGUUAUAAUACUUCAUUUUAGGAUUACAGCACGGUUCCAGGUGUGACCGGACUGAGCGGAUGGCUGCUGUAGUAUGAAACUGGACCCUGGACAAGGGAAAGCAGGAUGUAACCUCUAAAAUAUUGUUAAACAGUCAAUGAUAGAUGUACUUUGGUUUUCAUAGUAUAUUGUACACAUAUUUCACAUAUUGCAGUUGCACCAGUAAUUGUCUACUGUUUUAUUAUUGGUGUUAUCUUUUUCUAAAAGUGAAGGGCGUUGUUAUAAAGACUGUCGGAUGCAAGUGUUUGCUUCGUGAGGCAACCCCUCUUCUCUGAACACCAGUGACGAAUAGUGUGGUUGUCGUGAAGUUAAUGCUUGCUACUGAAAGAAAUAAAAUAUGAGGGAAAUGA